This is a messenger RNA of Lactuca saligna, 1443 nucleotides long. Lineage: Eukaryota; Viridiplantae; Streptophyta; Magnoliopsida; Asterales; Asteraceae. The record is from the annotation of a GenBank genome assembly.
AUGCCUGAAAAGGAUGUGUUCAAAUCCAGGUUCCUCAAAUCCCUAUUCUUCAUCACACUUUUCUUCCUGAUCCUCUCAUUAUUCCUCCUCUUUAGAUUCAGCAACACAUCUUGGAUCAAUACACCAUCUUACAACCUAAUUCUUCUCGACAACACUGAAAACACCGACCCAAUUCAACUUAAAUCAAUCCCUUUUCCACCUUCACCAGAUUCAUGUAACCCAAAUCAAGCACUACUAAAAGUUUUUAUGUAUGAUUUACCUCCCGAAUUCCACUUCGGACUACUAGGUUGGAAAGGAAAAUCAAACCAAAUUUGGCCUAAUGUGAGUAAUUUUAGCGAAAUCCCAUCAUACCCAGGUGGAUUAAACUUGCAACAUAGUGUAGAAUAUUGGCUAACACUUGAUCUUUUAUCAUCAACAACAACUCCAAACAUACAUAAUAGACCUUGCACUGCAAUUCUUGUACAAAAUUCAUCCCUAGCUGAUAUAAUUUUCGUCCCAUUUUUUUCAUCUUUGAGUUACAAUCGACAUGCAAGGGUUUACGUAAAGGGGAAAAAAGACAUGAACAUGAUUUUGCAAGAGAAAUUGGUUAAAUUUUUAAAAGGUAGAAACGAAUGGAAACGAUUUGGAGGGAAAGAUCAUCUUAUUAUAGCUCAUCAUCCUAAUAGUAUGCUUUUAGCAAGAAAACACUUGCGUUCUUCAAUGGUGAUGCUUUCUGAUUUUGGAAGAUACCCUGUUCAUUUUGCUAAUAUUGAUAAAGAUUUAAUUGCUCCUUAUAAACAUGUUGUUAAAAGCAUCAAUGCUAGCAAUUCACUUGACUUUGAAGAGCGAACCACUUUGGUUUAUUUUCGUGGAGCAAUUUAUAGAAAAGAUGGUGGAGUGAUUCGUCAAGAACUAUACUACAUAAUGAAAGAUGAAAAAGACGUUUAUUUUUCUUUUGGAAGUGCACAACAAGGUGGGAUACGUACAUCAUCUGUAGGAAUGGCAACUUCUAAAUUUUGUCUGAAUAUUGCUGGGGACACACCUUCAUCAAAUCGUUUAUUUGAUGCAAUUGCUACUCAUUGUGUCCCUGUUAUAAUCAGUGAUGAAAUUGAAUUACCAUAUGAAGAUGUUCUUGACUACUCAAAAUUCUCCAUUUUUGUUCAUUCUUCGGAUGCAUGUAAAAAAGGUUACCUUUUGAACCUUCUUAAGGGUGUCAAGAAACAAAAAUGGAGACAAAUGUGGGAAAGAUUGAAGCAAAUUGCACCACAUUUUGAAUAUCAGUAUCCUUCGAGACAUGGUGAUGCUGUUGAUAUGAUUUGGCAAUCGGUUUCUCGAAAAGUGUCUUUUGUAAAUAAUCAAACUUAUAGAAAAAAUAGAUACCGAAUGUCACAAGAGUUUUUGAAAUCACAUUAAUAGUGUAAUCGUGAUAUAUGUGCUUUAUAAUGUUUGCUUCUAUUGCGAGUA